This is a messenger RNA of Alternaria atra, 1641 nucleotides long. RefSeq lists its product as uncharacterized. Bases 1 to 1641 code for a protein of 546 amino acids. Gene Ontology annotation, molecular function: metal-dependent deubiquitinase activity; protein binding; K63-linked deubiquitinase activity. Gene Ontology annotation, cellular component: membrane; endosome. Gene Ontology annotation, biological process: protein K63-linked deubiquitination. The transcript is spliced from 3 exons. The record is from RefSeq and is a predicted model, not a curated record. Lineage: Eukaryota; Fungi; Ascomycota; Dothideomycetes; Pleosporales; Pleosporaceae.
AUGGCUACCAUCAACACCCCCGUGAGCCUCCCUGAGGUAACGGAACAAGCUGGGAACUACACAUACAAUGCGCACAUUCCGUUGGCCAACUGGCUGCGCACAGCCAGUACUAUGCAGAAAGAGGCCCAAGUCUACGAAGCAGAAGGCAACGACGCGCAAACCUAUCUCCUCCUGUAUCGACACGCCGAUCUCGUCCUUCAGAAGUUACAAGGCCACCCGGACAGAAAUAAACCCGAAAAUCGGAAAGCGCUGAAUGCUGCAACGGCAGCCGUCAGUCGGGACCUGAAGAAGCUCGAGGAAAUAGCGCCGCGCAUCAAGAAGAGGCACGAGGAACAUGAAGAAAGGAGACGGAGACAAAAGGAGGCCCUGAGAUCCUUGGAAGGAAAUGGCGUUAGGACUCUUCCGCAGGAGUUGGAUGGGCUGGCGAUUCAAGACCGAGGGUCGAAGAGAAGGUCAUUCGAUUCUCGACCCACAAUCGAUGCACGCUCUCUGGAAAACCAAUCACUGGCAGCCAGACUAGCGCAGAGGGAGGUGCGGAGGAGAGAUACCAUUAGAAGAGGUGUGCAACAGCAUGGUUUGUCGAAAGAGGAGGAACAGACACGCCAUAGUGAAGGCACAUGGGACAGCUGGCAGAACGAGCUGGGACAGCAAGGGGGCGAUGGAGACGAUAUUUCAAACCAACUACAAGAAGUCGCAAGGCUUCAACAGAAUGGUCACAGGACAUCGUAUUCCUUGCGUCCUGCGUCCCAGUCCGCGUCUCCGUAUCACUACCCUACUGUCCCAUACAAGACUGCCCAAGAUAGAUGGUCUGAUUCUCAGUCGCGCGGCACAGCGCCUGCGCGACCUCCAAAGGAGCAGAUAUACAGACAAUCCGGAACACCCUCAGCGCCACCACCGUUGCCGCCUAAAUCUCUAGCCUCCACAUAUGAUGCCCGGUUCGACCGCUCGCGGCCACCACCUGUCCCAGGCAAGAUAUCGGAAAGCGCGCCACCUCUACCAAGCAAGAUACCCGACCAAAGACCGUUGACUCCUUCCACCGAACUCGACGAGUUCACAUUUAAGCCUUCUGCGUUUCUCGAGAAUGGCGACCCCCUUCGUCCCGUUUUCCUCCCAUCCCAACUUCGCAAUCAGUUCCUCGCCGUCGCAUCUUCUAACACACGUCUCAACCUCGAAACAUGUGGUAUGUUGGGUGGAAUAUUGAAGUCCAAUGCCCUCUUCAUCACACGGCUCAUCAUCCCCGAACAAACUAGCACGAGCGACACCUGCGAAACGUUGAACGAAGAGGAGUUAUUCGAUUACUGCGACAAAGAGGAGUUGAUGGUCCUUGGCUGGAUUCAUACACAUCCAACGCAGACCUGCUUUAUGAGCAGCAGAGACUUACACACACACGUCGGAUAUCAGGUCAUGAUGCCAGAGAGCAUCGCAAUCGUUUGCGCACCGACAAAACAGCCUAGCUGGGGUUGUUUCCGCCUCACCGAUCCCCCGGGCAAACAAGCCAUUCUCAACUGUAGUCGACCUGGCAUCUUUCAUCCUCAUGACGUAGACAACAUCUACACGGAAGCGCUGAAGCCAGGUCAUGUAGUCGAACUGACCGACGCACCGUUGGAGAUUGUGGACAUGAGGCCUAAGAAGAAUUUCUAA